GUCUCCAGAAAAGUCUUGUUCUUCGGUUCAAUGGUGGCACAUCUUUGUACAUCUUUAAAAGCCAUGUCGAGUUUACCUAGCUUCUCCAGAGCUUGGCAACGCCGGUAUAAGGCUUUAAUAUCAGCUGCAUCGACAUCGAUGGCUAUUUUAAAGGAAGAAAGAACCAUAAUGAGCUUGUAGAUGUAUGUUUUCAGUAACACUGGUGUCUUAGCUCUUAUCAUUAGCUUUGAUUAUAUAUGCAUUACAUUACCUUUAGAUGCAUCAGCUGCUGCAUUUGCAUAGCUUUCCUAAGAGAAAAAUAGAAACAUCAAAACAUACUGCCACAUUUACCAAAUAGAUAACAAAUACAUUUAAUCUGGUUAUGCUUACCUUUUUCAGAUAGCAUGCAGAUCUGUUCCGGUGUAUGACAGCAAGCACUUUUUUGUCCUUGCACACCUGAAUAGCUUUAGUGUAGCAGUCAAUGGCUUUGUCAAUCUCUCCUGCUUGGAAGUGUUUGUUCCCCUCAUCUUUUAACUGGACCGGGUCUCCCAUCUGAUAGUGAAAAGGGAUUAUUAUGGAAAACAAAAUCCGAUCAAUCAAGAUCAUUAAGUGUUCAGUCCUUCAAGUUACAUAGUUCCUGUUUGACACUAGUAACCAAUGAUUAAUGAUUUCAGUGUCAUCAGUUACUUAAAUUAAAUCUAUAUUUACUGUCACAUACAUUCACAGUGAAAUGUUUGUUAGUUUUUUUGGUGUUAAAACAUGACUUAUGAAUAAUAGAUUGGUACAGAGGCAUGAUUAAAGACCGAAAGGUUUGAAAGAAGCAAGUGAAGCGAUGAGCAGUAAAACCAGAAUUUGACACAAACAAUAUCCCAAAUAAUAUAUUAGAAACAAAUCCGCUCAACACUUGGACUCUUUCUGUCCUUUUGAAAGAAACGAGAAUUAAAAAGAGCACAUUAGGUGCUGAAAACUUAAACUGCCAACCAGCAUAUCCCAUUAUUUUACUUUCAUCUUACAGAAUAAUGACUAGUCUAUCCUCAUAGGCUAUAAUUCAAAACUACUUUAGAAAUGUUUUUAUUCCUACCUUUGUAGUUAACCAGUGUCCUGUAGACUUGUGUCUCCUGGAGCAAAUGGUCAUGCACAUGCUAUCUCUAACUUUAAAUGGCCCCCCUCAAGCCUUAUUUGGGCAUGGACUAAGACCCCUGUAGAGGCCUUGCAACAAAUGCUGCUGUCCUAAUGGACAGUAAACCAUCUCCCACUACUUCUCUGAUAAGUAAAAUUCACACUUCUCCAUAUCCUUACCCUACAUAGCCACUGUAUGUUUUAAGAUCCGUUCAAACAGCAGUUUAACCACAGACCUUUGUAGAAGCUUUACACUACCUUCAAGACUGUGUAUUGUAGUUCUUGCUCAACGUGGACAGCUUGGUUCCUCAAGUCCCUCGUGCUUGUUACAAACUCUCUGUCUUAUGAAACCUUCCCCCACAAACUCAAUUUAUAUUUAUAACGUACUCAAUGAGGUGGGGCAGGACAUAGACACACCAUUCUUCACACAGAGGGGCUCAUAGGGACACAGUAAAACUGGAAAGAAAAACUUUUCCAAGAUAGUCACUGUAAAGUAAUAGACCUUGCACUGCAACCAAUAAACUUCCAAAGUUUCUGAGAAAUCAAACGUUUUUGAAAUAAAAAUCUAUUUUCCAUUCAAUGAAGUCUGCGAGAAAGAGCACCCCCUCUAAGGUGGUCUGAUCCUGAUAAGGUCUAUUUAGGGCAUGGACAGCUGAGAACUCACCAGCAAAUGCCUGAUGCCCCAGUGGCGGAGGAGGGCUCUGAAAAAAAGUGGGUGUCUGUGGACGGGUGGGGGGCUGACAGCUGUAAGAUCACAGAGGAACCUAGUAGCUUCUGGAAAGAGAAGGAUCUGGAAACAUUGGGGUCAGGCAUUCUGUUGUGAUGGCAAGAGUUCUAGUCCUGGGUAGGAGAGCGCAAAACGGAUCCAUAAGUGUGUUGACCAGUGCAUGGUAGGGUGGAUUAAAGGCCCUUGGUGAAUAAAAAGAAACAAAGGAAUAUCUCCUACACAUAUAGUACAAUCAAUACAAUUCAACCUCAAAGUGGUUAACAUUAUAAAGACCCACCACUCUGGCUAAUAAAGACUGGUGUUAUUAUACAUGAGCGGUUAAUUUAUCAGCAUACUCACUAUGAGGCUAAAUGAGUAAAAAGUGACACCAUGCACAAAACUGCUAAAUUUUUACAGAACCUCUAUUCAUACUCUAGUUAGCAAUAGUACAUCAAAAGUUAUUGAGACUAGCUAUAAGAAACUAUGUGACAGAAGCUUAACAGAUGUGACUUUAGUAAGAUGAACAAAUCCCACUACACAGUCAAGAUUAUUAUUAUCCUUUGCUCUGAUUAUUGUAUUUUUUAGAACAAUUUAAAUGUUACUCUUCAUGAGUAUAACCUCCACGUUUAAGCCUUUUUGUACUCUCUUGGUCUACAUUCUAAUUCAUCAGUGCAGUCAUUAAACUGGUAAAAGAUCGUGUUAAUUUCUUUACUUUACUGUACCAAACACCUUGGUUAUGUUACAGCAAUGGUCAUUUGCAGUUUAUCCAAAGUUGAUUGUACCAAUUUGUGCUUGACUUAUUAAAUUUCAUAAAUGGUUUUAGGAUUUCAAGCUUCUGGGUAAAAGUAAUGUGCAACCUGUUAUUACACAUGUGUUUAUUGUUCAGAGCAGAUUUCAGACUGAUAGAGAAAUCACUUGAUUUACGUAGCUGUAACAAGACCUUUGCUUAAAUAACUCAGAGUUUUUGACUUGACUGAUUUUUGGCGCAUGAAUUUGCAAUUCACACCACUAGGUGGCAUUAUCCAGCUUGGCAAAAUCUUAGACUCCUUGAACGGUGGAAAUUGGGUCACAUUCUCUACUGGAAUCAAGCAGAAUUAUCUCCACCACUCAAAAAACGUCACAAAUUUCAAAUGAUGUCUAUUGUCAUGUUCAAAUAAUACCAGCAUGAGUGAAAGACAAUGGCAUUGAGUCUGACCAAUAUUUUUGUGUCGAAGUCACAGGUACCAGGCGAUGCAACAAUUAGAAUACUGCUACAGAACCGAACUUGGCAGGGCAUCCAUUAUUGUCUGAUCCUCUUAGCAACUUCAUUUACAGAGUUUAUGGUUGGGCAUGGAGACCUAACAUUAUUUAAUCGGAAAAUACUUGCUGACGGGCAACAGAGGACUAGGCGGGUUAAAUUUUUGGCUGGUUUAAUUUGAAAGUGUAGGACCGGUGUUCUGUUAAAAACUGCUUCCUAUCAAAAUGCGCCACAAAGCGACUCUGCGCAUGCCCAGACUCAGGAGCGCUUGCCACUCCUCGGAACAUCGAAGCUAUUGAGAUAUUAGUCUAUCGAGUCUUUUUCAUGAAAAUAAAGUGUAAAAUGUGUAAUACAGUUCCAAAACAGACGUGACACAAUGCAGAGAGAACUACCGAACAGGGGACGCUGAAAUACGCUUCUUUUGGAUAAAAGUUUUACAGUUGAAACAUGGUCGCUCACCUCGCAGGCCUCCGUGUGAACCUUUUUGAUAAAGUAGCCCAAUUCCGCAGAACACCGGAAACACUCGGCCAUCGUUGGUGGCUACGUAACGCUAGCUCAUUCUGUUGCCUGCAUCUUCCUUCCCGGUUAAAGACUGCCAAACACAAGAGGCUGUAAUUAACGAUUCAUUUCAAGUCUUUUACCCUGCUUUUGUUACAUAUUUAAGUAAUGCAGAAUGGCUUCGGGCUUUGGGAAGAUUGUCGUCGGUACUUAUGUGGAAAUCAAGCGCAGUGAUGGUAAGUUUCACCCUGUCUAUUCUCUUCCCGUCGGACUGUUGAAGUUCUUUGGGUAUCUUUGUUGUUGCGGUGCUGUUGGAUACAGAAACCGUUGUUCCCUGUCCGCAGAGCGGAACCUUCACGUUAGCUGCACGGAAACCUUUAUAUGAGCUGUCAGGGCGGAGUGCCUCAACAUGAGCCUUUGCAUGGGCUCCUACCUUUGUUAGCUAGCUGCCAUACAAAUCCACUGUACAGCUGCCGUUGGCUGGGUAGUCACUGCUUGGCAACACAGAAUGCUCACAAUUGGAUUUUAAUUAACCUUCAACACGGUCUCUGUUGUACUGAAAGCACGUUAUCCAAAUCAUUAAUUCUGAAGAGGUAUACUAAUUAAAACUUAGCUAAGCGGGCUAACUUGCUAGCUAAGCUAACAUCAUUUCGGCAGAGAGCAACAUCAGCUUGUGACCAGCUAGCCGGCUAGCGCUCGCUAAUGUUACCGGCUUAUUAGAUAAACUCAACAACAAUUCGUUUAGCUGAAAAUGCCUGGCCUAUUGGUUGUAAUUCAUGGAUAGUAGUUUACCGAGAUAUUGUCUGGACUGUCUGGUUGACGUCGGUUGUUAUGGAAACGGCAUUAACGUCAAAAAUCAAAAUCUAUCGAUACAGGACGAAUUUUAAAUAAUGGCGACAUUGACAGACUUCCCCGUUUCCAUGUUGGUUUUGCUGAUAAUAUGAAGGCAGCUCUUUUUUAUUCUUAGGUUCAUUGGGACAGGGAAAGGAAUAGCAUUCAGUAAAAGUUACGUUGAUUCAAUUUAUGUUUUAAAAAUAACCAAGGGCACGUCUGGGUUUACAGCAGAACUGCUCCACAGUUAUCAUAACUAAUUUAUUUAUUUAGACUGUCAACAAAGGGUAGAAACUGAGAUGGAGCUGGUUAUACGACUUUCUCUGUGGGAAUUUCAGCUUCAUUCUUCCUAUAUUGUGUAGUACUUUAGCAUGGCUUUCUGACCAGAGGCCAAAGAUGAGUGAAAAGUUUGUGUAAUUCCUGUUAGUCUUCCAGUAUUAGGCCUCACCCAGUGAUACUGUUUUGGGCAAAAGCCUUGCACAACAAAUAGUCUUUUCAACAAAGCUCUGUAUUGAAGGCAAACUGUUUUAAUCUCUAAGCAAGGGUGUGUUUUUAACAGUUGUUUCCCUGGGGCAAUCGCUAAGAGUAUUCUCAAUAGACCGGGAGAAAGAUGUGAGAGAAAUCCUAAGCAACUAGUGGAGAGUGGAGCAGUUCUGUCAGUCCAUUUCCCUGCUGGUCUGUAUUGCAUCCAGAGUAGGGAUUGCCCGAUCUCUGGGGGGUAGGUGGCGGGUCUGGUUCAGAUUCAAGCCAGAUUCAGGCCAUUAGCCACCACCCCAUCUGUUGCAACCAGCUCCCUCAAUUCUGCCAGGACUCUCUCUGGCUUAAUCUGUUUUUUUUUUCCCUUUCAUAGUCAGGCCUGAGGACAACACAAAAAAUGAUUUUGUGCUAAAUUAGUUAUUGCUCACUGUGUUAUCAGCAGUUCAAAAACUUGUUAGCUAUGUUCAAAUGUAAUAAGAGGUUUUCUAUUAUAUGGUUCACACAGACCAUGUGUUAUUAAGCAUUCACUUUUGUGUGCAGUGUUAUAGUACUUUGUAUGGUUGAGUGCUAAGGCACAUAGGCCAUAAUCAUAGCUUUGUGAACAUGGACUGUACAAUUUUCUUGACAUGCUAAUACAGUUUUAUUAAUGGGUGUCUUUUUUGGUAGUGAAAUUGAUGCUACCAAGGCUCUGUUUGUUCCUCAGGCUUAGCAGAGCUUGAAUCACCCUCUCUUAAGCCCCUUUGACUAUUGGGAGGUGUCAGCACCAUAAUCAUCCAGCCAGGUUUUAGCACGAAAGUAGGACACAGUGGGCAGUUUGUUUGGUUACAACAAAUCUGAAUAUCAGUUGCUAUAAGACAAGCCACUGUGUGACUCUGCCAUCCAGCCCAUGUGACUAGAAAAUGGAGUAGGUUGGUUGUAUUGGGUGGAUUAGCUGGUCUAGUGGGUAGCCACACAACAGUGUCUGAAUUUUGUUUGUAUGAAUUAUUGGCCUAAUUUGCUGGGCCAAUAAUUCAUUGAUAUGCUGAAAUGACUUAUCAAAUGAUUGCUUGACUCACUGUAGCUAAUCACUCACAAAUAAUACUUUUAAUUUGACAAAGCAUCAUUCUUAAUGAUAUGACCCACUGUAUAGCUGUAAAGAUUUUUGUCACUUUCCCACUGACUAUGUAUGCAGUGUCAUUGUAACAUCCUGUAAUAAAGAGCUAUUUAAAAAAGGUGUAAUAUUUGGACUGAAUGAUAUACAUAUACUAUUUUAAAUGACAAUAUCAUCAAGUGAAAAAAGAAGAAGUCCCCAGUUGGGCCCCUGCCUUCUCUGUAGAGGGAGAGAAGGCAGGAGAGGGAAGUUUGUACUAUAAAAAAAACACUGCCAUGGAGAUGGUAUUAAGCUAGCUCAGUCUGUGGCUGCAACAGGUUGGACAGGCCCCCUUCAUGUUCCAUUGUUGUGUGUGGUGUUACUGCUUCCACUCUAAGGUCAUGAAGUAUUCACCUUUGAUGACUUGGCUACUAUACACAGUGCCCUUGCUUAGGAUUUAUGUCAUGGUUUGUUGCUCUUACUGACACAUUAUGAAUUUGCAAAAUCUUUAAUCCUAAUGUUUUUGCCACAUAUUUUAUUCACCAUAGUUACUCUAUUUUCUCCCAGAAUGUUGACUUGUGCUUGUUUUCACAUAACUUUCUAUUUGCCAUCAUUAUGUGAAGACACCAUGAUGAUUUUUCUAAGUUUCUAACAGUAGAGACAAAAUCCUCUGAGGGUAUAUUAUGGUCCACUGUGUGCUCAAACAUCUUACCUUUACAGCAGAAUUGCAAAGAAACAGAUCCUAUCUCACACUUCUUUGUCAAACUGGUUCACUUAGUUCGAUUCUUUAUUGUGUUUCUAAAACUGGCUGAACUAAAACAUGUACAUUCAGUGUGAUAAUCCUUGUAAUUCUGUAUUUUGGCUCUUAACUUUGAACCACUGUGGAAUAUUUUGCAGGUACACAAGUACACAAGUUGAUGAGGAUAUAGCUCAGUUGAUAUGUCAAUCUGCUUCACUGUUAAUAAUACAGCAUGUGGUUGUCUUGAGUUGUGGCUGCACAAGCCCACAAGCUGCUUUGGUUCUCAGACGUGACCACUGACAUUAACAGAGCUCAGAUAUAUUUUCUUUGUGUCUCUUUUUAAUCACAAGUUAAAACAUACUAGCAGAAAGCAGCAGUGAUUUGCUGGGCCUUGCAUGACCCUCUGUUGCCUGUGUAUCCUAUGAGUGCUGCAGUCAUAGUUGGACCAUGACAUUCUCGCAAAACUCAAGAAAAGUGCCUGUUAUUCAAGCAGUCCAAGAGAUUUUUUAAAACUAAUUAUAUCAUGGAUCAACAAUUGAAUUUUCACAAUCACAUUGUUCAGUCCUAAAGUCUUUCUAUCGUGCAGGCUAAUCAUAAUAAAACCGUAACAGUUGAGCAGAGAACCAAAAACAGAAGCAGAUGCCUUUAGAGAAACGAUGAGGGACGACUCACUGAUUUCAAUGCUAGGAUGAUGGGGAACUUUAGACUUGUUCUCGAAUUUGACAAAUUACUUAUACCUUUACUUUACCUGACUCUUCUAAUGAAAAAACAGGGUCAUUAAAAAGUCAUUAUUAUUGAUUAUGUAUUUUUUCUCGCAGUUGUAAGAAUGGUAUUUGCUUUAGAAAUAGUAAGACAUGGGCUCUAUGCACUGAUCCACUACUUCCUGAACUUAGGGCUGCUCCUUUAUUCCCUGUCUUACAUCAUGGGACAAACUGAUUAAUCCAGGUGAGUCUGAGUAGUUACAAUGAUUAGUCACACCUGGAUUAAUCAGUUUGUCUGGAAGUAGUAGAUAGGUGCACAGAGCCCAUUGGUAUUGGUUGAAUAAUAACUUUUAUUCAUUUAUUAUCAAGCAAUUUUUCUUAUUGCUCCAGCAUCAUCUAUCUUAACUUCAGUUCAUACAUUUUAAUUCAGCUGUUUUUCAUAUCAUAAUUAGGGGUCAAUGGUUGUUGGUUUUUCAGGGUUGAUUUUGAUUAUUAGCAGUUAAUGACACGAUAACUAUUAUUUGGAAGCACUGUGCAUUGACAGUACAACUGAAAAUGUCUCAGUCAUAAUGUAAGGUUAUUAAGAAUAUUAAGAGUAAUAUUAAGAAUAAAAUGUAAGAAUAUUGCAAAAUUUUUGCCUGACUGGCUGAAUUUUGAAUAUCAGCCUAGGACUGGGCAAUUACAUGAUUGCAAUCAAUGAUCGUGAUAAGUUUCAGUUCGAUCACGGUGAUCAGCUGUGCGCAUAUUUGCUCAAUCAAACAUAACUGAAAUGUGCAUCACAACAGCCAAUCAGAGUCGAGCUUUUCCUGCUCACUGCUGUACAUUGCCGGAGAAGUAAACAGCAGAAGUAAACAGAAUGACCGAACAUGGGGCUAAACGCUGAGCUGAGGGCAGUAAAAUAGAUAUCAGCUGUGACUUUGAGUCAUCCUCCGGAGAUGUUAUUGUUGAGAAGUCAUUCAGCGUCAGUUGUGCGGUGGUGGUUCGGGUAUCUCCAAAGUGACGUCAAGCAAUUAAGCCGAUGUGCAAUUUACAAGCCAAUCUACGUUUACAUCAUCAGUUUUUUUAAAAAUCGUGAUAAUAGUCGAGAUCGGACAAUAUGACAAAAUAUAUCGUGAUCAUUUUUUAUGCCAAAUUGCCCAGGCCUAUAUCAGCCCCAAUAAUCGUCCAAGGCUGAUAAUCAGUGUACCCCUAGUAAGAUGUACCUCUGUUGUAUGUAAUGUAUCACAUACCCUACUGGCUCAUCAUUAUUUGAUAAAUGAACGAUGCAUUGCAUUUAUCUCCAAGAAGUAUUAAACACGUAUACAUGGGAGAUUUGCAGUCAUCAAAGUGCAUACUAGUCUUUCUUUCUACCUCCAAACUCCCCCAGUUUUAAAGAUUUUGCCUGUUAUCUGUUUCCGAUCAUUUUCAAAGUAAGUCAGCGAAACGUUGAGCAGUUGAGAACACUAAAAGCAUCUUCACUCGCUUGUUCCCUGCGAGUCUCUGAAUAAUAGAUAAAGGAACAUGGUGCUUUCCUGAACUGUGCUUGAAUUUACAGCGAACAGUUAGCUCCACACGGUCAAAGAUGGGAGGAUUGAGCGGUCACUUUACAGCUGGUAUCAUUACCCUGCAGACAGAGAGGCGGAGAGAUGUAAAGCAGCUGUGUUUAGCUCUGUUACCAGUGAUUUUCUCCAGUGGGUCAUUAUCAAACGCUCCUUCCAGAUCUCACCAGGCUCAGCCUAAUUUCUAUAGCCUUUCCAUCUCAAACUUGAAGAACCAAUUUGCAUCCCAAUAUUUGAUUUGUUGAUGCCAAAAUCUGUUGGCCACUAUUACAGUGAGCACAGGCUGGUUUUAUGGUUUUGAUGCUGCAUUUGAAGCCGUCCUGUCUAACUACUGCCCUCUUUUUAUAAUUAAUUGCCAGAUAAAGUGAUUGAAUCUCUUUUUUUUUAUCAGGCUUAUUAUCAGGCUUUCCGUGUAUUCAUUUAACAUAGGCACUACCAGCAGUGACAUGCAGCCCUCUAUUUGUAUGAAUGGAUAAUAGAGAUUUGGGGAGUUAUUACAUAGAUUCAAAUCAAAGUGGAACAAUUCAGCUGACAGCUGUCAAACAAUAUACAAGACUACUAGGGCCCGACCAAUAUGGAUUUUUCGGGGGUCCGAUUAAUCAGUAAUUUUAAUUUAAGUGAUAUAUCGACAUAUUGUCUUUUCUUUCGGUGCCUCCGCGUCUUAACUCAUGUUACUCAUUUCCGGUCCGGUCUCAUCUGGAGACAUGCAUCUGCCUCAGUAAGAGAAGUAGCUCAUCACAUAAUGUGUACUGUUGUUUAUUCUACCGUUACUGGCACGGCUAACAGUGUAGCAAGGCUAAUAGCAGGUGGCUAACUCAAACUUUAGCUUGCAUAUUACAAGGUGCUUCACCGUUAACUCGGCGUGACCGAAACCAGCACAGUGGGGAACAUCAUGAAGUGGGUUGAACUGAGACUUGUUGACUUAUUGUGUAUUUCACACACUAGUUUAUUUGCCGCUGGGACGGACCACUCUCCUCCGUGCAUCCCUGUCCCUGCCUGCUUCAGAUCCGUCACUCUGCUGUGCUGUGAGGUAGUUAGUGGAUGAAGAUUGUCAUGAGGUCGCUGCGCCAUCUACAUGGCAGAACAUUUUUGAAGUGAAACCGAAUCUUAUUCUCGGCAUGUUAUUUCUGAAAUAUCGGUGACAAUCGGCGAGUUUUGGCCGAUUACCGAUUGGUCUCAAAUGAGCUAAAACUGGCCGAUUUAAUUGAUUCGCCGAUAAAUCUGUCGGGCCCUAAAAAUUACAGCCCCACUGUGUGACAUGUAACAGUUUUAGACAGCUAAAACAUUAGAAAUAUGUUCCACUCUGACCCUCAUUUUACAGCAGUGUUGCACCCCGAAAUAUGAAUCUUGCAAACAGUGGUGUCUGAUAGGUUACAAAUAUAAUUCAGCACAUUGUGAAAAUCAUAUCACCUUUGGCAGAGUUUAUUGCCCUGCUGUGUUUCAAAGUAACAGGUCGAUUUAAUGUGGGAGUACUAGACUCAGAUCUGAUCAGGCUUUAGUAAUGAGGCCAUAACCUUGCUAAUAUGCAAACUGAGGUAUUAGUGAAAUCCAGUUUAUUUCAGUCAGUGUGUGCUUGUGUAUGUGUGUCAGGGAGAAAGAAAAGGAAAAAUUAUACACUUGACUGAAGAUAUAUCUCAGUCAUUCUUAGCUUAUCUUUUCACGACUGAAAUGAGGUUAAGGACAAAGAUGAAGAAAAACAUGCAAAGGUCCUAGUUUGGGGUUUUUGUAAAGACCAUCUUGACUUUUUCUGAUGUUUGUGUUGUCCAUGUUCAUGUUACUUUCACAGGACGUAUACAUCAGGCAAUGGUCACCUCUCUAAAUGAGGACAACGAGAGCGUCACAGUGGAGUGGAUAGAGAAUGGAGACACCAAAGGAAAAGAGGUAAACCACCAUUCAUUACCCUGUAAAGUCUCAGCAUCAACACAAUGUGCUUUUGUUUUCAUAGACAACCAGCCUGCAUUUACUACAAUCCCACUAGACGUUGCCCUUUAAACUGGUGUGCAUGAGCUAACACAGUCUGUUAGUCCGGUCCCAAUGUGUCCCAAACAGUAGACACAUAACAAAAGGCCAUAUUUGAGACUGUUAAACAACAUUCAUGCUUUCAUUUAUGGAUGUAAAAAAUACUGAUGUAUGGUUAAUCACUUUUUUUUAUUAAUUCUUACCUCUUAAUAUCUUCAAAUUUUAUUUUACAUUCAUCAGAUUGUGGCUGUCAUCAACUUGAUUACCUAUCAUUUAUUACAUCGUUACUCAAUGGUAAAUCCAACUCUCAAGGGAAAGAGAGCAAGUAAAGCUCGGCAGCUCAUUAGAUUCAGACUUCAGUGUGAAUCUCUGUGACAGUCUGCCUGCCAGUUUACAUAGAGAGAAACUAGUUUAAUUUCACAAAUUAAGAUAGAAGAUGUCAUGGAAACUAUUUACAAUGCCUAAAAACUAAACCCCAUUUAUAUGUAAUGGCCUCACAUUUGGUGAAUAUAAUUGAGCCUCUACGACACCUCUGUUGCCCCCUAAAAAAAGCAGUCUUUUUACCUAGAUUUUCAUAGAACGACUGGCAUUCACUAGUAAUGUUUAUUUUUUGUUAUCCCAUUUUAAGGGUGAUGCAUGGAUGCAGUGACUAGACUACGUAUGAAUUGGCAUACAUGUAUCUUCUGUCAGUAAUAUUCUUUUUCUGGACAGAUCGACUUGGAGAGUAUAUUUGCACUUAACCCAGAUGUGGCUCCAGAUGAAGAAAUUGCCCCUAGUCCAGAAACUCCACCCCCACCCACUCCUGCAUGUGUGAAGGUCAAUAAAAUUGCAAAGGUAAAUACUACAUGUGUUUUUAUGCAGCUUCAGCUACAGUAAACCAGUGUAAUAUGAAUUGGAUUUGAAGACAUUUCAGAACUUUCUUUCAUAGAAGAGACUGAUUGCACUUGAAGUGCUCAGUCCUGCUCAAGUAGUUGGCAACAAUUCGUUGGACCUUAAUAUAGAACCAGUAUCCUUCUAAGCAACUAACUAAUUUGUCCUGUUAAGCACACAGUGUUAACACGGCGAUGCGAUCCUAAUCUUCUGUAAACCAUACACAGUGAUUAUUUGUGUGAAUGUUGCACAUAUUAUGUAGACAACUGUUGUCAAUAUAUAGCAAGGUGAUGCUGACUAGUUAUUGUUAUCAUAUUUACUAUGUGGUUCAGAUCACCAAGAAUGAGCUCUGUUACUCCAACAAGAUACUUGAAAUGAGCCUGUAAGGAUUUAUUAUUGAUUUGAUUGUGUUGUAUGUUAAGCUUUAAAGUAGAUUCAAUGUUCAAACAAACCCAUGACCUGCACAGGAAUAAGGCCUUUUAGAGUUAAGACAUGGUCAGCUCUUUUUAUUGACACUUUCGGAUGAGUUAAGCAUCAUCACUAACAUUAGUGCUAAUAAAGGAGUCUUCUGUGCUGAGCACUAAUCUGACUCUCAGGCUUUUUCUAUUUCUGUAUCUACAUAACAGCGGCAAGCAGAGGGGGCUGGAAACUGAACCAAGAUAAUUAUGUAUUUCUUUUUUACAAUCCUGAAUAGCAGGGAAUUUUUCUACAUGAAUACCAAUCCAGGAAUUACUCAACAGAAAUGCUGUUAUUUGAAAGUAUCUCAGUCCAUCCCAUCUGCAUUGAGAGAUUUUUUUUUUUUUUUGCAGAAUCGUCGAACGAUAGCACCUGUCAAGAAUGACACUCCGUCCAGGGAUAAUAGAGGUUUGUAUGAUGCAUUUCUCUUUGAAUCAUAAAGCGUCUUUUUCAUUGCACUUACAUUCCUUUCAAACCUAAAUAAAUUAGGAAGUCAUUUUAAAAGAGCAGACAGUCCAUUCAAACUCACCAGCAAAUAUCUCAUUAUUCCUGUAGCUUCUAACCAUUUUAUCACUUAUGCUCAUUUCCUCUGUUUACCAUUGAAAUCCUCUAUGUCACAAUUUUUUUUAGGAUUUGUUGACCUAAGAUAUACAUAAACAAAUAUUUCUUUGCUGUAAUGCUCAGUUCACCUAAAACUAGUGGAGUCCAAGGUCUGUUUCCUCACAGUAUAUAUACUGUAGAUACAGCUCUGCUAUUUUAAGUUUUAUUUAUAAACUGGUUUAAAUGUCGCUUGUAUUCAAAGUUACUUUUCUGUUUUAUACUUUCUGUAUGGUUAAUCAAAACACUUUUUUACUUUAAUUAUUUCCUGUGUUUGGUUGGUUUCCGUAGCUUUUAUUCCAAGAAGACAAUAAACAAAGCAACCACAAAGGUUUUCCUAAUUCCAUUUAUCCUAACAUGUGCAUCAUCAUCGAGCGAAAGGACUAUCUGAGCACGAAAAUAAAUGCUCACAGCAGCACAGGCCAGUCAUGUAGACUAUACUUUAGACUCUUUAUGGAGGAUUGCCAGUCAGCUACACUAAAACAGUGCUACAAUAAAUCUUCCCUAUCAAAUCUUGAUCUUUUCUUCAUCUCUGGUGUAAGAGAUGUGCUGAUUUACCCUUGUGAUCACCUGGAGGAUGUCGUUGAAUGUGGUGGUGUGCUUUGCCAGAAAGACAUUACAGAAACAAACUUGCAGAAUUAAAAGAAAUACUAGUUUUUACAUAAUGAUUAAGUUUUGAUUUUCUGAUGUUAAAGUUGUUCUUUUAACAUUUGUGAAAUAAACUCAAAUUAAUAUUGAAGCUUUUUCAUGAUGCCCAAAAGCAGAUAAGACCACAAGGGACCAGAUGGACGAUUUCUAUAUCCCAUUUUUUAUUAAACUGUUGCAAAGGGUGUGUGUGUCAGCCUUGCAGCUGAUGAAACAACCGUGGUUAUUACUAUUUCUCCAGUGAAUAUUCAAAAUAAAUGACACAUUUGACUGUAAGAAAUCAGCAGGAUGAGAUUUUUACUUCUCCAGCAUAUAGAGGACAAGAUGAUCAAAGAGUGCUUUGUCCACAGGAGGUGCCAAAAUUGACUCGAGGCAAAAGUUCCUCACAGUUUUGUUUUUAUUAGCUACAUCUAAUUUCAAACUUUGUAACAUUAUUAAAAGUGGAGCUGUGCAAGUCAAAAGUUGCCAUUUAUGGUUUUGCCUUUGUGUUUUAGGUAUUCCGACUCGCGCUCGACCCACACAGCCCCAACAACCCGAGCCUGCACCCCCGCCUCCAUCCCAACAGCCUGCACCUCCCGCUCAAACUCAGACACAACAGCAACUCCAGAAUGGUAAAACAGACAAAACAGUCAAGUCUUUAGAUUAAUUUAAGCUGUGGUCCGGUUGUUAUCUCCCUCCAUAGUUUGAAUACUUCCUUUCCAAGUUGUUGUCAGUAUUUAUUGAAACCAAUGAUUCAGGGCAUCUACAGAAAACCGAUUAAUGACCACAACUAUUGAAUGUCUAAUGUUCGUGUUUAUCACAGAAUCAUCACAUCAACUGAUAACCAGAAAGGAGUUUGGACAGCUUUGUAUGUAUGACCUGCAUGUCCCCCCCCCCUGUCCUCAAUGAUUCACGGUGAUUCUGAUAGAGUCCCCAUUAGAAACAGAGAGUCCUCUAGUUUUACAAAAAAAGAUAGUGCACCAAAAAUGUCUGCCUAAUGCUGUUCAGAGCUGUGGUGUUGAAGUAGCACAGACACAAUCCAUCCAACAGACAGGCUUUCUGGGUAUUAGACAGGGGGUAAAAAAAGCCCGUUCUGCUAAAGGCUGUCUGUCUUUCUCUGGUCUCAUUUCUGCUGAGUCACUCACAGCCACACUUGGAAAAGCCUGUAGCACUGCAGGUUACUCCUCUGGGCUCCGGCAGCAAUAGUCCGAGUCCUCUAUCUGUUCAUUCCUCACCAGCUCUUUGUCUCUGUAAAUGAGCAGAGGGAAGAGGGAGUGGGAAUCCCUGUAUCCCUCAUUCUCACCUAGCAGCUCCUCAACAGAAAGCCUGUGAGACUCACAAGUAGUGACAGCCCUUUCCCCCAGCGCUGACCCAGCUCAUCUUCUGCCUACAGAUUAGAGCAGAUUAUUAAUCCCUCUGCUCUGGUGGUGGACUCACAGGAACUGGAGCCAGCAGGAGGCCAGGACAGCAUUAUAGGGUCUGGACCAGACGUUGCAGUUAGAAGCUGGGGCGGUAGCAGGGGGCUAAUCAGAUAAUGCUGUAUUUUUAUUAACUCUGUGAGGACUCAGCAGAGACUUAAUUCACUUUUUUGAUCAUUUGAGUUUUCCUAUCAUGGUUACUAAUACUUGGACCUAAUCUGGUGGUAUGUUGUUGUGGGAAAUUUGGAAUAACCUUGAGGUUAAUCUGUAGUGGAUUGAAAACAAUAUUCCAAUCAUUAAAUAUUUGACGUCGCUUUUAAUUUGAAAUGCAGUGAUUGCCGUAAUACAAGGCACAUUUCCUAGUUUUAGCAGUCCCCUGGUCUAGCUGUGAUUAACAAUGCAAAUAAAUGGACAGAGCGGAUUUCGAACACACUGUAAAGGCCUUUUGUUGGUGAUGUGGAGAAAGCAGCUAGUGUUGUACUGGAGGCACUGUGUUCCAGAUACUGCAUCCUGGUCCCUGCUUGAGCACAGUUCACUGUUGUGCUUUGUUGGAAGUAGCCCAAGGUCUCCUGUCUGUUUAAAGUAAGACCAAAAAGAGGGGAAGACUCACUGGGAGGAUGAUGUUAUAACCAAGUGAAAAGGAGUGAAGAGAAAGAGUAGGACAGUGUGGGGAGUGGGCUGAGAAAGGAAAAGACCUGUGAACAUCGAGGCUAUGGGUACGCACAGUGGAAGGUAGUAGAGUAAGUGUUUCUCUUGUCUUAAUGGCAGCGAGGAGGAAGUCAAACUGCGUAAAGGAGGUGGAGAAACUCCAGGAGAAGAGAGAAAGGCGACGGCUGCAGCAACAGGAGCUCAGGGAGAAAAGAGCUCAGGUACAUCAGUAUUUUUCACCUCUCUUCUUCAUGUAUGAAUAACCAAACUUCUUAUUACGACUCAGUAGACACUUUCAUUCUCGACAUUUCUCGGGAAAAUGUGUUUUAAAAAAAAGAAGAAUUUGCUCCCGAUGACUUUGCUGACGGCUCACUCUGCUGUCUUUACUCAUCCUCCAGGAAGUGGAUACCACUAUCCCUAACUAUGAGAUCAUGUACAUGAUCCGGGAUUUCCGAGCCAGUCUAGACUACCGGCCUCUGACCACAGCAGAUCUGGUGAGCGGAUAUAUUUGUUCUCCUCUCCUUCCUCUUUUAAGAAGUUGACCCUCAGCAGCAUUGUGACGAAACGUUCUCCUCUGUUGUAACUUUGUAGAUCGAAGAGCACAGAAUAUGUGUUUGUGUCAGGAAACGUCCCCUCAACAAGAAAGGUGAGGUCUGAAAUCAGAAAUAAAACUUUUUAUUCCCACCAAAGUACAUAUGAGUUUGAAAGUCUUGUCUUUUCUGGUUCCAGAGUUGAUGGCAAAGGAUUUGGAUGUGAUAACCAUCCCCAGUAAGGACGUGGUAAUGGUUCAUGAACCCAAACAAAAAGUUGACCUCACCCGCUACCUGGAGAACCAGACCUUCCGCUUUGACUACGCCUUCGAUGACAGCACCACCAACGAGAUGGUUUACAGGUUUGUAGCAACAAACUGAGUCAUUCGACCGGUUUCAUUUGCUGAUGGUUCACAAGUGUUUAAGAUGAUUCGUCAGUAUGGUGUGGUCAAAUAACGGAUGGUCAGAUGAUGCUUGCUCAGUCCUGACUGAGUGUGUGUCCUGCUUUACACUACAGGUUCACUGCCAGACCUUUGGUGGAGACUAUUUUUGAGAGGGGCAUGGCUACCUGCUUUGCUUAUGGGCAGACGGGCAGUGGGAAAACACAUGUAAGUUACAAGCAAUGACUUCUUCAAAAAGCCCAAACUACAUAACAUACGAGGGAUCAAAUCUAAUUGUUCUGAUAAAAAAAAAUGUUAUAACCCAUGUUGAUCAUUUCAAAGUAUCUUUCCUCCUUUUAUAGUGUUGUAUUUUGUUCUUGUAGACAAUGGGUGGAGAUUUUUCUGGGAAAAACCAAGACUGCUCUAAAGGAAUUUACGCAUUAGCUGGUUAGUAAAUUAUCUGUUUUCUUUGUCAUGUUCGUGUUCUGAAAACCACGAAUUAACUCAGCUUAAUUAUGACGUUAUUUGCUCUUCACCUAUAAUCUCUUUUUCCUGCAGCUCGUGAUGUAUUUCUGAUGUUGAAAAAACCAAACUACAAAAAGUUAGAUCUACAAGUGUACGCAACCUUCUUUGAAAUCUACAGCGGGAAGGCAAGUGAUGAGAAAUCAUUUCCAACAUGUCAACUUUCUCAAAACAACAAAACCUAAACCCCUGCUGAAAUGUGUGUAUGUUCUUGUAGGUGUUCGACCUGCUGAAUCGUAAAGCUAAACUGAGGGUACUGGAGGAUGGCAAGCAGCAGGUGCAGGUUGUUGGGCUUCAGGAGAAGGAUGUCAAAUGUACAGAGGAAGUGCUGAAACUCAUAGAAGUUGGAAACAGCUGCAGGUAUGGCAAAAGAGAUUUUGAAUUAUUAUGUUUUAUCUCAGGGGAAGUCUUGUUUUUCCUACUCUAAAGAAAAGUGUCAGAUGUGGUAGUAGAAUAUAGCGUAUUGAUAGGGUAUUGAAAGUUAUUUCUCCUACAGUUACUGUUUUUUGGCGUUAGUCGGCCAUGUUUACCUGUUUGUUCAUCUUUUCCCAUUUCCAGAACAUCAGGGCAGACCUCAGCCAAUGCCCACUCGUCCCGCAGCCAUGCUGUGUUCCAGAUUAUUCUUCGAAGGAAGGGGAAAAUGCAUGGCAAGUUCUCACUCAUCGACCUCGCUGGGAAUGAAAGAGGGGCUGAUACAUCGAGCGCCGACCGUCAAACUCGUCUGGAGGGGGCUGAGAUCAACAAAAGUCUACUGGCCCUGAAGGUUUGUGAGCUGCAAUAGCCUAACAUUGUUACUUGAAUAUUUCCUGCUUUCACUGCUACUUCAGUUCAUGUUCAUCAGGCUCACACUGAUCCCAAAAGAGCUUUUUGAAUCUUUUUUGUAACGUCAUUUUUUUUCCGUCCUUGUUUCAGGAGUGUAUCCGCGCUCUUGGCCGUAAUAAGCCUCAUACCCCAUUCAGAGCCAGUAAGCUCACCCAAGUCCUGCGAGACUCCUUCAUUGGAGAAAAUUCACGCACAUGCAUGGUCAGUCCACUGCCCCUCUUUAACAUCCUGUAACAGAGUCUCCACAGCUCCACUGCUCAGUCAUAAUUUUAAUGAUCUUCCCCGCAGAUUGCAACAAUCUCUCCCGGUAUGACAUCCUGUGAGAACACCCUCAACACACUACGCUAUGCGAACAGGUGGGAAUAUGUUUCCCCUCUUCAGUGAUUUGGAAACUGAAUAGUUGCCACAGGAACCAAUGGAAAUUAUGCAAAUACAUAUCCUUAAGAUCCCCUCUACUCCCCAGUGUCUUUAGUGUUGAUCAUUGUUAGUCGCACCUGCAUUGUUGUAAAUUUCUCUGCCGUCUCUCAGUAGUUCUGUCUGACUCUCUUGUACUCCCUUCUCUCUUUUCCUUCUUUCUUUCCCUUUUCUCUCCUUCCUUCUGCUCCUCUGGGCCCGCCGCGUAGAGUGAAGGAGUUUGGGAUUAGUCCGUCAGACAUCCCCUUCUCCCAGGGUGGUCAGGGGAGUCGCCCCGACCACUCGCCCACCAAUACCUUUGAAUACGAUGACUUUGCUGCUACCUCUCCCAGCAGGUCAAGCAAUCCCCAUAGCACAGCACUGCAUGCAAUCACUAACACACAAACACACAUACAGUGUGCAUGUGUCCCUCACAGGUGUUCGUUUGCAUUAUUAAACACAUCCAUGAGACCAAUUAGCUGCCUUUAUUCCCUUCUUCAGCAGUUGCCAGCUGAAAACCUCCAUCAUGUUAUCAUUUCUAGUUUUCAUCUGCAUGCCGUUCACACUUUUCAUCCUUGUGCCUGCUCAGGCUUUGGCCAAGCUAAUACUUUUGGUUUUUAUUGAGCUGUGGGUGCAAAGAUAUUUGUUUUGCUUACUCCAGUAGAAUAACACAUCAGUCUGUUCAUGUAGGUUACUAUUAAUCGUUCUUUAUGACACCAUCAGUGCUGAGGUUUGGUUGUCAGAGAUGACCUUAAAGGGAUAAUCCGGCGUAAAAUUAAGUUAGGAUCAAACACACCGUAACACUGAGUUAGACACGCCCUCGAGAGAUGAAUGUUGCCGACUGCUUGCCUCUCUAGGUAUACCAACUUUAGUAGCGACAGCACGAUAGCAAUACACAGCGGUCUAUGUCUCUACACAUAAACUUCAGCCAAAACGCCACUAUAGCCAAAAUAAUGCUCAGAACAGCACAUAACUUCAUCAACAGUACAUAUAGAGUCUCAGCCAUAGUACUAGCCAUCAGACAUCUUUUUAGCUUUGGCUGUUUUUUUUUUUUAGCAAAGACAUAAAGCUCAACUUACCCACUCUUCUCCAGCAGCCGCUAGUUUGUGGGGGAGCCCUGACAAGUCGAUCACCGAGUGCAGCGGAGUUUCACAGCUCAAGGAAGAACAUUUAUGAUCAUUACGUCAUGGAAAUGCAAUCAGACCGAGACGCUGAGGCAGAAGAACUAUCAUGUGCAGUGAAAAAUGAUUAUUACAAUGAUUAUUACUUCAUGGAAAUAAGCCGCUGCACUUGGUGAUCAACUCAUCAGGGCACCCCCACCAACCAGCGGCUGCUGGAGGAGAGUGGAUGAGUUGUGUUUAGUCUCUUUGCUAAAGAAAUUAGGCAAAGUUAAAAAGAUGUUUGGUUAGGUGCUGUUCUGAGCAUUAUUUGUGGCUAUAGAGUGGCGUUUUGGUUGAGGUUUAAGCGUGGAGACAUGGACCGCUGUGUAUUGCUAUCGUGUGGUUGCAACUAAAGUUUGUAUAACUAGAAAAGCAAGCAGUCAGCAACAUUCAUCUCUUGAUGGGGUUUCUAACGCGGUGUUACAGUGUGUUUGACCCUAACUCAGUUUUACUCUGGAAUAUCCCUUUAACACCAGGGUUCAAUUUGUUCAAAGCACACAGGAGUGAAAACUUGCCUCAGUAAAACUGUGUUGCUGUUUGGCAUCAUUAAUAGCACUGAAAUAGCCGUGGAUUCAUUAUGUAAUUGUACCCAGGGUGAGCUUUCAUUUUACCAAUCUCUAAGCCCAUAAUCUCUCUUUCAGUCAAAAAUCUGCCUUUGUAUAUUUUCCCAUUUUGACUAUUAAUGAAUGGGACUGUUUUAUUAGACAUGUACAAAGUCAACAAUCAUCAUCAUCACCCGUGCAUGUGUCUGUGUCAUUAUACCACCAUCCUGUGCUCUUGCUUCUGACCCUUCAGAUAACAUCACGUCCCCAACUCCAACAAAAGCCAUUUUCCAAGCAGGUCUGCUUUCUGAAAGAAUUUGUCCUGACCAGCUCUACGCGUUUCUCUCUGCAGGGUGAAGGAGCUGACAGUGGACCCCAAUCAAAUGAUGGAGGGAGGUCGACCCAACAUCCAUGCCGUUAACCAGCUGGAACUUUUGGAUGAGGAUUGGCUGAGUAUCUCGCCACAGAGAGAUGACCUCAAACUGCUCUGUGAGCAGAAUGUAAGUACAUAGUUAUAAGUGAACCUUCAGUUUAAUAGAUGGGGCACUAAGUCUAUAGCUUAAUAAACGGUGUUAACAUUUGACCUUGCACAUAGAAUAACAAGACAGGUUCCAAGGACCCGCACUGUGUUGCUUUGCCUCUUUAAAACCUUUUAAAUCCUGUUUAUAUGUCCUUGUGGCACCUGUUUACAUGUUUUCCAGGAGGAGGAAGUGUCUCCUCAGCUCUUUACCUUCCAUGAGGCAGUGUCUCAGCUGGUGGAGAUGGAAGAGCAGGUGCUGGAGGACCACCGAGCAGUUUUCCAGGUCAAGACUCUGAAGAUACCUCAUCUCGUAUUUUGUCAUUUUUACAUGCAUAUAAAUAACGGCCUUUAUUUAGUUCUUUUUAGUUUAAAUUGGUGCAAAUAUACAGAUAGGCUGUAUGGAGGUCCUGUGAUAGAUAAAUAUGCUGAUGUGUAUGCAUGUCCUCAGGAGUCCAUUCGAUGGUUGGAAGAUGAAAAAGUGCUGCUUGAGAUGACAGAGGAGGUGGAUUAUGACGUGGAGUCGUAUGCAACUCAAUUGGAGCAGAUCCUAGACCAGAAAAUAGAAAUCCUCACUGAGCUUCGAGGUUUGUCAGAGACACAGACAUACCUCCAUUGGUCCAAACAGGACUCUCCAUCCUGAUGUUCCAUAAACAUGUUCAUGACUUCUUUUCCUCUCCGUCCUCCCUACAGAUAAAGUGAAGUCGUUCCGCUCUACACUCCAGGAGGAGGAGCAGGCCAGUAAGCAGAUCAAUCCCAAGAGGCCGCGUGCUCUGUAGAGAGAGGAGGCUGAAGAGGCACAAGUGGCACAUACGACAACAUAACCACUAGAUGUUUGGCACAAUGAGCUGUCACUGUCAGCUGAGGAAACACCAAUAAAAAAGACUGUCUGAUGUACCAACAGGCUCAAUGAACUGCAUCCGUAACGGUCCCUCUCCUAACAAAACUGGCUGUUGACACACUAUGGUCUUGUUAGAAAACUUAGGGAGGAAAAUAGUCUUAUUUCCUUUCCUUUUACUAGGUUAUUUUUUAUGGAGUGUUUAGUCUCCUUUCUCUCCUCUUCUUAAAUUAUUUUCUUUUAUACUUGUUUCUACUUUCUUUGAACUGAUUUUUUUGACCUGGUUUCAAAAGAGAGCUUCGAUGAACAUGUUUUAACGUUUACCGCACAAAACCAGUCUUUGAUUUCUGGUUGCUCUGCUCUGGCUGACAUGUCUGCAUGUGCAUUAUGUAAUAGCGUAAGUACACCGCUGUCCUCGGUUUUCCCAUGUUUUUAGGUCCUCCGUUUGCAUUGUAAAGUCAUAACUCAUUACAAAUGGUCUAUUCUCAUUUUUCCUUCCUUCUCAGAGCAUUUUUCCAGUGUGGAGGAAGCCUUGAACCACAUUGAGUAUCUUUCCAUGUGCUCAUGGGAGGAUUUUAAAUGUAGUUUACUUCAGUUUGUGCCAUGUAAUUCAAUGUGGCUACUUACUAAAAAAAAAAAAACCUCUGAUUUUAAUGUAAAACAUGUUUUUCACUUGUUUAACUCUUUGUUAAAAAAAUGAAACUAGAAAAUCUGCUAUUAAUAAAUGUAUAGUAAAGACCACUGAUCCACAGUUGGUCACGUCUCUCAGUGUUUGCACCGGAUGUAAUGCUGGAUGAAGUAAUAAAGAUUCAUGUGUUUCAUUUAAAGGCGUGUGUGACAUCGAGUUAUACAGAUAAGUGG
Xyrichtys novacula (pearly razorfish) is the source of this 22031-nucleotide messenger RNA. The record is from the annotation of a GenBank genome assembly. Lineage: Eukaryota; Metazoa; Chordata; Actinopteri; Labriformes; Labridae.